Messenger RNA from Chanos chanos (milkfish), 1506 nucleotides. It is a transcript of the gene p4htmb, whose product is annotated as prolyl 4-hydroxylase, transmembrane b. The record is from RefSeq and is a predicted model, not a curated record. Gene Ontology annotation, biological process: peptidyl-proline hydroxylation to 4-hydroxy-L-proline. NCBI's taxonomy places the organism in Eukaryota, Metazoa, Chordata, Actinopteri, Gonorynchiformes, Chanidae. The transcript is spliced from 9 exons. Gene Ontology annotation, molecular function: L-ascorbic acid binding; iron ion binding; procollagen-proline 4-dioxygenase activity. Gene Ontology annotation, cellular component: endoplasmic reticulum. Bases 1 to 1506 code for a protein of 501 amino acids.
AUGGAACCUCAGGAAAGUGUCACAGAAGAUAGUGUUUCGUCGCCGACCGUAAAGCCACGGCUCCCUCGCCGGGAAAGAGUGCCGUUACACAAGAGUAGUGUGUGCUCACGGUCCUAUUUCACGGUUGUCAUGGUCUUUUUCCAUGUCUACAUCAUCAAUGUUAUCGCACUUCUGCUUUACGUCCAUUACAAUAACAGCUCCGGUGAACACGCUUCCACCAGCCGGGAAUUCAGCAGCGGGGGCAAUGAAGGUCACCGGUCCCCUCAGCAACUCAGCUCACAGUCCCCGUCAGGAUUUACCCGAAACAUGUACCUCCCUCGCAUUGAGGGUAUCAGGGUAGGGCAUGUCCAGAAACUGUCUCUCGUGCCAAAUAAAGUGCAUGAAAUGAGGACGCUGAGUCUGAAGCCGCUUUUGUUCGAGAUCCCUGGGUUCCUGUCGGAUGAGGAGUGUCGUGUGGUGGUGCAGUUGGCCCAGUUGAGAGGUUUGAUGGACAGUCAGGUGAUGGUGCCAGAGGGACAGCAGGAGCUCACAGAACAGCUCAACCUCAGCCCUGAAGACAUCUUCAACCUGCUCGACCUCAACCAGGAUGGCCAGCUGCAGCCUCACGAGAUUCUGACUCAUUCCCGUGUGCGGGAUGGUAUCUGGCUGACUCCAGAGAAUUUAAAGGAGAUUUAUGCUGGACUGGAGGCUGAUCAGGAUGGAGACGGUCUGCUGAGUCUGUCAGAGUUCAGGCGAUUGAGCACCGACGCAUUCCAGCGGUUCCUGCUGCAGCGUGGUGUGAAGAGGAGUCAGUUAGUGAGAAACAGCAGACACACGUGGCUUUAUCAGGGACAGGGCACUCACCAAGUACUCAGAGACCUCCGCAAGAGAGUGAUGCAGUUAACACGGCUGCCGAAGGCCCUGGUGGAGCUCAGUGAGCCCCUCCAGGUGGUGCGGUAUGAGGAGGGAGGGCACUACCACGCCCAUCAUGACAGUGGGCCGGUUUACCCUGAGACAGUCUGCACACACACACGCCUAGCCGCCAACACCUCCUCACCUUUUGAGACCUCCUGCAGGUAUAUCACAGUUCUGUUCUACCUGAACUCAGUGGAGGAGGGGGGAGAGACCACCUUCCCCGUGGCAGACAACAGAACAUAUGAGGAAGUGUCACUGAUUCAGAAUGACAUUGACCUGCUGGACACGCGGAGGAACUGUGAUAAAGGAAACCUCAGGGUGAAGCCAGCCAAAGGCACAGCUAUAUUCUGGUACAACUACCUCUCCGACGGCAGAGGUUGGGUAGGGGACCUGGAUGAGUACUCCUUACACGGGGGUUGCGUGGUAACCCGCGGGACCAAAUGGAUCGCCAACAACUGGAUCAAUGUAGACCCAGACUACCAGCGCCAGGCACGGUACCAGCAGCUAGUGUCCCAGCAGCAGCAGCAGCAUCCAGAGACUGAGAACCAGAACCCAAACUGGGAACCAGAACCAAAACCAGAAUCACAAACUGAUAAUCACCAAGACUUGUAG